Molecule: messenger RNA, 1089 nt
Organism: Formica exsecta
Lineage: Eukaryota; Metazoa; Arthropoda; Insecta; Hymenoptera; Formicidae
Product: aminopeptidase M1-A-like
Exons: 3
Coding region: 175-1086 (303 amino acids)
Biological process (GO): proteolysis; peptide catabolic process
Cellular component (GO): cytoplasm
Molecular function (GO): metalloaminopeptidase activity; peptide binding; zinc ion binding
Source: RefSeq, a predicted model, not a curated record
UGUAUAUGUGAAUAGUAUAUAUUUCCAUCAUUACAUAUAGCUAGUGGCAAUAAAAAGCAUUAAUUUGUUGCAGUUAAUUUUUAUAAACGGUUGUAUACUUUUCCAAUCGACAUACAUUAUCCUAAUAUAUAGGAAAGUUUCUGCAGAUACAUGAAUAUAUGAUACAACAUCGACAUGAUACUCUUGAAACUAUUAAUAAGUAGCGGAUUAAUAUUUAUGACCGCGACGGCUUUUUAUCCCGAUGAAGCUUCAUCCAAGCUAUUAAAUUAUAUAAAACCAAAGCAUUACGAUAUCAAGCUUAUACCAUUUAUUGAAGGACAGAUUUUCUACGGCGAAUCCAAUAUCAGCAUUAACAUUCUUUAUGAAACGCAACAUAUAAACUUAUAUUCAGAAAAACUGUGCAUUAGUAGUAUGCUUCUAAAUGCGAAUCUAGAAGAAUCUGAUAAAGAGAAUAAAUAUAUAGUUUAUAAACCGAUAUACACACAGAAUAUUGAAACGCCUAUUCUUGACAUUUAUUUUAAGGAUAAAUUACCACCAGGAAAUUACACUCUAAAUAUAAAAUAUACCGGUUCUGUAGCUAAUGACGGAGGUCUCGAAAUUUUCAGCGUAGGUGGGCAUAAUAAAAAUAUAACUUGGCUGGCUGCUACGAUCUUCCGUGCAACUGGCGCUCGACGAUUGUUUCCAGGCUGGGACAAGCCUGAUUUAAAAGCAACCUUUAAUAUUUCUGUAAUGCAUUAUAAUCAGUACAUGGUUCUGUCAAAUAUGCCAGUGCAAAGAAUGGAAAAUCGUCAACACAAAAUGAUGUGGACAUACUUCGAUAUCACUCCUGCAAUGUCCACUUAUCUCGCAACAAUUAUUAUGACUGAUUUAUACCGUAUUUAUAGUACAUCUGGAGAUGUCAGUAUGUGGUGUAGACUUUAUACCGCAUCUCACUUGAUGUUUGCAGCAGAUGUAGCUGGAAAUAUUACGCUAUUUUUGGAAAACGAAUGGAAACGCUUCCCGAAUAUUUCGAAAGCGGAACAUGUCGCAUUUCCAAAUUUCGAAAAAGAAAUUAUGGUGCAUUUAGGAAUCAUUCUUUAUAGGUGAGUA